Molecule: messenger RNA, 1734 nt
Organism: Postia placenta MAD-698-R-SB12
Lineage: Eukaryota; Fungi; Basidiomycota; Agaricomycetes; Polyporales; Adustoporiaceae
Exons: 4
Biological process (GO): protein ubiquitination
Cellular component (GO): cytoplasm
Molecular function (GO): ubiquitin protein ligase activity
Source: RefSeq, a predicted model, not a curated record
AAUAACCAGUAUUCAACUUGGAACCGCACCCGGAGCCUCCACGCUCAGCCCUUCGUCGCCCGCACCGAUACCCUGACCUCCCGUAGGGCUGCAGAAAUGGCCCAAGAGGCGGUUGUGAUCAACAUCGGCGACAGCACCAACACAGACUCAAGCAAGGAGAAGAAGUCCGAUACCCUCUUUGGCCCCAACAUCGGAAUCGUUGGCGGGGGACCGGAAUGGACGGAAAGGCAUGAGAAGAGCACGGAUGAGCUUACGCCGGAAGUUAUCAAGAGUUGGAUCUCGAAGAGCAAAGAGGGCUACCAGACCACGACGACACUGCAGGCGCUCGUCAAUCUGAAACGCCCCACACUGCGUCUCACGCCGCUAGAGAUAGCCCCAUCGGACGACCCCGACCACGUCGACUCGCAACACCACCAUGGCCUCGAGUUUGAGUAUGAUUGCGACGCGCCCAAGUGCGGCAUCAGCGUGCAUGUCCUGCUGAACCCGAAGCACCGCUUGGCCGGCAAGCCAGACGCCGGUGGACUCUCCAAGUUCCUCGUCUUUGAGUCCGUCGUCGAAGGAGGGUUUGGCAAGAUCCUCAAGCUAGAGGAAGGCGCGACUCUGGAGCUCGGCCGCUUUGAGUACCAUCCCGACGCUGGCGAGAAGGACGCAGCGAGCGAGCCGACGGCAGCCCCGGAAGCUGAGGGCCAGCAUGCUGAUGACGCGGCGAAGAACCGAAAGCGUUUCACCCACUUUAACUUCCGGAAGCGUAACCAUAACCGCAACGUCGCAGGGCCUGCGCUUGCUGUCGUCGAUGCCGCGGAAGUCCACCCUGUGGAGGAGAGUGAAACGAAGGAGUCGGACAAAGACAAUGAGGCUGACGUAGGCGUUCGGGUCGUCAUCCGCCUCGCCGCGCUUGAUGGCGAAGGGAAGGAGCUACCGUCCGCAAAUGAGCAGGUAACCUACCUGCACGUUGUGCGCUAUGGUGCGUCACCCAGUACGCUAGAGGGUGACCCCGCGGAAGACAAUCGGCCGUGGGUUGUCAAGGUCGUCAAGCGUGAAGCGACGAUUGGCCCGCACACGUUCCAUCUGCACGAGAUUUACGGCCUGUCUGCCAACUCGACCACUGCCACUCACGCAGCACCCCCGACGUCCCCCGUAUCGCCCACUUCGCACGUUUACCCGCCCGUCACCCCGCCGGCCACUACUACGCAUGAGGAAGAACCGUCCUCCGAGUGUCUUCUCUGUUUGUCGUCCCCGCGCGAGGUCGUGCUGCUGCCCUGCCGCCACCUUGUCGCCUGCCGCGAGUGUGCAGUCAACAUGAUUGAGUUCGGCGCGGGCGGGAACAUCGUGCACCAAGAUAGCGAGACAAACGCCACGACGGGAACCGAACCUGCGUCGGGGGAGAAUGCUGGCCCUACACCGAUCGCAGACGGUGCACCACUGGGGUCCGAGGCGAACGCGCCUCAGCCUGCGCCGAGACGCAAGCGCAAAGCGAAGGGCUGGUUCUGUCCCGUUUGCCGUCAACCCUACACGUCGCUGCUGCGCAUUACCACCAAUGCUCCUUCGAAGGACGAGGAGAAGAACCGCGACUCGAUGUCGGAAGCACAGGUUGCUGUGCUGCCACAGACACAAGCUGCCUCUCCGACUCGUGGAGGAUUUACAUCUCUCCCUCGACCCGGUUUCCUGCGUGCAUUUGGUCGGCCAGGUUCGCAGCAGGCUGAUGUAGAACGCGGCCAGGCAUUGGCUGUUUGA